AUGUUAUCUGCUAUGGCCCAUCCAGAGGGAUCGAGCCAGGGAGUCCGCAAGUUAUUAGCCGAUGCGCGCGAACAGAACGUUCCGCUGACUGCCGAGAUGUGCUAUCUCGCCCUCGAAGCUCUUACGGUGCAUCCCGAACAUUUGCUACGAGAACAGGUUAUGAAGAUGAUGGACGACUACUGGUUCGAAUUUACUCAAUCCGCCAAACAGAAUAUUGCGCUGGCAAUGCUUCGGGAGGGCCAACAUGAACUGGCCAUGGAUAAGCUUACUGAGCUGUUGGAAGGCCCAAAACAAGUUGAUCUCUGGGUCUACGACAUUUUUAUUCUGGAAUUUGGCAGGAUGGGCUUCACAGACGAGGUGCUUCGUCUGCUAAAGAAGAGAAAACAUGCUAAAGGCACGGACGCCCCCUUCAGAAAUAUUGAGCUGAUUGCUCUGGAUAUUUUCAGCCAGUCCUUCCAUCACGAAGGAACAAAAUUUCUUUGGGAUGAGGUCGUAAAAACCGAAAUCCAUAACCCUUCUAAUGGUACCCUCGAAAAUAUUCUGGCCACUGCCGCGAGACAUGGCGAUACUCAACUGGCUACUCAAGCUCUAGCGAUACUAUCAAGCCGUGGAAAGCUCUCUCAACACCACCAUGAUGCUAUUAUCGAAACCUAUGCCAAUGCAGAGGACGUGGAGGGUGCGUUCACCACAUUAAAGUUGUUGCAAACCGCUGGGUGGCUUGAGGAUGAAGCAACCACACGGCCUCUCUACCGAGCUCUUCUCAAAAACAAGGAUCUUAUUGACACUGCAGCCUCUGCUAUUGAGACUAUGCACAAGGAGAGCCUUGUUCCCUUGGAUGUGGUCAUGGUUACAGCCGAGGCCAUGGCUAAGACUCGAACAUCAGAGGCUGCCAUGCCACUUUUCCGGAACGCCUACACUCUUAGCGGCAGAAGCCCCAGAUUCAGUAAUAUCGGGCGCCUGGUUCAACAUAGCGUCAAAACUGAGACGAAGUACGAGCUUGCCAAGAUGUGUUAUGUCGAGCUCUCCAAGACCAAAAUCCCGUCCCAAUUGGCAACAGAAACCCAGGCCAUCGCACCCAGCGACUCUGCAUCUGAGAAAACCAGCAUCCAAGCCGCACCUCCUACAGCAUGGUUAGAGCGUCAGAAUGUAAUGGUCGCACUCGACGUGAUAAUACCGGUCUGCGCAGAGGCAGGCGAUCUCGAGCUAGCCUUUAAGCUUAUUGGCUACGCCAAGGCUGCAGUACCGCAUAGUGGACGAAGGCCCGACUCAACAUCAUGGAGGUUCUCUGAGUGGGUUGAGCCAUUCGUCAAGAUGGCUCUGGAUGCAGAGGAUCCUAGAGUGUGGGAUAUCGUGGACGAACUGGACCAGGGUGCUGAUGGUCCGGCUUUGAUGAUACGCAAGGAGCUUCAGAAACGACGUAUCCAGAAGCGUGCUGGGCAGCGAGGAGCUUGGUGA
Fusarium coffeatum is the source of this 1455-nucleotide messenger RNA. RefSeq lists its product as uncharacterized. Gene Ontology annotation, molecular function: protein binding. NCBI's taxonomy places the organism in Eukaryota, Fungi, Ascomycota, Sordariomycetes, Hypocreales, Nectriaceae. The record is from RefSeq and is a predicted model, not a curated record. Bases 1 to 1455 code for a protein of 484 amino acids. The transcript has a single exon.